UGACCGAAACGGCUGAGCGCCGGCUCGCGGCAUGAGCCGUGGGGACAUCCUUCCUCUGUCACCCGCGCCGUCCUGGGAUGGGGAAACUGAGGCACGGGGCAGCUCUGAGGUUUGUGUUGGCAGAGCUGGUCCUAGUGAGGGGCUUAGAGCCCCCUCCCGCUGCUCCCCACUUCUGGGGGCUCAUGUGCGCCAGGCACGGAGCGGCCCCCGGCACGUCGGGGACUGGGAGCUGCAAACGGCUGAAGAUGCACGGAAAGGCUCCUGCAGGGCCACUAAUUCAUUUUCCAGACAUUUAGGAAUAACAAAAUGUUUUAAUGAUUUCUUAGGGGAAUUAGGGAGACAUAUUUUUGUCCUCAUUAAAUUUUCUCCUGUGCUACGAGAACCAAAUGUCAGCUCGGUUUCCAGAACCCAGUUAUCUUCCCUCCCCACCUCCCCACGCUCACCCGCCGGCUCCUCCCGCCUGCACAUGGAUGCACACACAUGCACGCCCCAAAACUGCUUCCCUGUGCUCUCUGCACUCCUCCUUCUCUUCUCCUCUCUCUGUUUUUCCACAGCAUCAUCUCUUGCUCCCCUCCUGCUCCCCAAAUCCUCCCUCCCGCGGUUCGUCCCCGUCUGUUCCGUGUCCACAUGUCUCUCGACAGGCGAACUCUUUGUGGAAUACUUUCCAAGCACCACAUAAGUCCUGAUUCGACAUUUUUUGCUUUGAAUGGCUGCUGUCAACACAAAUCUCUGGCAGAGACUGUAACGGAGCCUGAUUGCUCAGCAAGUAUUUUGAUAAACGCCGCUCCUGUGCUGGAGGCUGCCCGGAGCCUGGAGGAUCGGCUGCAGCAGCUCCAGCGCCUCGAGCCCGAGCCGCCGCCCCUGAAGGAUCUCAGCCGGCCCUGGAAGAAGCACACGGAGCUCGGCAGCACCAAAGAGCGCAGGGAGGGGAAGCCGCCCGCAGCCGAGCCCCCGCUCCCCGGCCUCGACGGCAAAGCUCCGAGCACAGAAACCUCGCUGCAGAGAAAUGAGGCAGACAAGCAAAAGGGCCUCCAGGAAGCUCAGGUCACCUUGGCCGCUCGGCUGGGGGAGGCAGAGGAGAAGAUCAAAGUGCUCCAUGCAGCGCUGAAGGCCACCCAGACAGAGCUGCUGGAGCUGCGCUGUAAAUACGACGAGGAAGCGGCGUCCAAGGCAGACGAAGUCGCCAUGAUCAUGACCAACCUUGAAAAAGCCAACCAGCGGGCGGAGGCGGCGCAGAGGGAAGUGGAGAGUUUGCGGGAGCAGCUGGCAGCCGUCAACAGCUCCCUGCGCCUGGCCUGCUGCUCCCCGACGGGCACCACGGGGCAGGACAAAGUGAACUAUUCCAUGUGCUCAGGGUCGAGGUUGGAGGCAGCUCUGGCUGCCAAGGACCGGGAGAUCCUGCGGCUCCUGAAGGACGUCCAGCACCUCCAGAGCUCGCUGCAGGAGCUGGAGGAGUCCUCUGCCAACCAGAUCGCCGAGCUGGAGGGGCAGCUGGCCGCCAAGAACGAGGCCAUCGAGAAGCUGGAGGAGAAGCUGCAGGCUCAGGCAGACUACGAGGAGAUCAAAACGGAGCUGAGCAUCCUGAAGGCGAUGAAGGUGGCCUCUGCCGGCUGCAGCCUCCCCCAGGCAAGUGCCACGGCGCGUCCCGAGGCGCUGGCCGGGCUGUGCCAGCCCUGCCGACGGUGCCUCCGCCGCCUGUCCCCAUCUCGGCUUGGCUCCUUGCAGAGCAUCUCCAAGGCGGAGGAGGCCCUGCUGCUGGGGAAGGAGGCUUUCUAUCCCUCCCAGAAGUACCUGCUGGAGAAGCCCAGCCUGCUGGCCAGCACUGAGGAGGAUCACUCCGAAGACGAGUCGGGGAAGGAUCCAUUGGGCAUGGAGCAGCCGUACCCAUCCCCUCACCACGCCCCCGCCGAUGACCCCUCAUCCCCCACGCCCCUCCCGCCGCUGCCUGGCCCCGGCAUGGCCCCCGACGGUCCCCGGACUUUCUCGCUGUCCCCCUUCCCCGGGGGCGAGCGGCUUUCAGGGGACCCCAAGGCCCCCCACCUCCCGCUGCCCAGCUACAAGAGCGAGAGCAGCGGCGGGGGACCGCCCUUCCCCUCCUCCUUCUUCGGGGCCAAAAGCAGCACCGUGCACCCCGUGCCGGCCGCCAGUGCCACCAGCCCGUCCGGCGAGCCCUCCGAGGGCAGCGCCGGCAGCUCCGCCGAGGAGGAGCAGCUGGACACGGCCGAAAUCGCCUUCCAGGUGAAGGAGCAGCUGCUGAAGCACAACAUCGGGCAGAGGGUCUUCGGGCACUACGUGCUGGGGCUGUCACAGGGCUCCGUCAGCGAGAUCCUGGCGCGGCCCAAACCCUGGCACAAGCUGACGGUGAAGGGCAAGGAGCCGUUCAUCAAGAUGAAGCAGUUCCUCUCCGACGAGCAGAAUGUGCUGGCCCUGAGGACUAUCCAGGUGCGCCAGAGAGGUAGCAUCACGCCGCGGAUCAGGACACCGGAGACCGGCUCCGACGACGCCAUCAAAAGCAUCCUGGAGCAGGCAAAAAAGGAGAUUGAGUCGCAGAAGGGAGGGGAGCCCAAAACGCCGUCAGCAUCGCAGGCAGCAGCCAACGGGGCGGGCGGCAGCAGCUCGGAGGACGCCAUCAAGAGCAUCCUGGAGCAGGCACGGCGGGAGAUGCAGGCGCAGCAGCAGGCGCUGCUGGACAUGGAGUCGGGGGCCAGCGGGCGCAGCGGGGACGCGGCACCCGCCGAGCGCUCCACGCUGGCCACCGUCAGCCAGAACAUCGCCCCGGCCCACGUCAAGCAGGAGGAGGGCAGCGGGGCCAGCCCCGGCCCGCCGCAGACGCCCCUGGCCGUGCUGUCCCCCGCCGCCUUUGUCCAGAGCAUCAUCCGGAAGGUGAAGUCGGAGAUCGGCGACGCCGGCUCCUACUUCGACCAGCACUGGGCGUCGGAGCGGAGCCUGCUCAGCCGGCCCUACACCUCCGUGUCGCCUUCGCUGUCCUCCUCCUCCUCGAGCUACUCCAGCAUGGCCAACGGCCGGGGCUGGCCGCGGGGUGAGCCCGGCGAGGGCAGCACCAACGAGGACGAGCUGCAGCCGGCGGAGGAGGAGCCCCACCGGCUGUCGGAGAUGAAGGCGGAGGGAGCCGGAGCGGAGCCGGCAGCUGGUGGGCGUCUGUCCUACUACCCCACGUACGUGCCACGGACCCUGAAGCCAACGGUGCCACCACUGACGCCGGAGCAGUACGAGAUGUACAUGUACAGGGAGGUGGACACGCUGGAGCUGACCCGGCAGGUCAAGGAGAAGCUGGCCAAGAAUGGCAUCUGCCAGAGGAUCUUCGGAGAGAAGGUGCUGGGACUGUCCCAGGGCAGCGUGAGUGACAUGCUGUCACGGCCCAAACCGUGGAGCAAGCUGACGCAGAAGGGUCGGGAGCCUUUCAUCCGCAUGCAGCUCUGGCUGACGGACCAGCUGGGCCAGGGGAUCAGCCAGCAGCCCACACCCUCCCAGGCCAGCCCUGCGGAACCCCAGCCGUCCCCCUCGCCGCCCCCCAGCCCCGCCGAGCACGAGAAGGGCUGCCAGGAGCCCCUCACCCUGGCCUUGGAGAGCAGCAAGGAGAACCAGCAGCCCGAGAGCCGCUCGGCGCCUGCCCUGGGCGGGAAGACAUAUCCCAACAACCAGGGGCCUGUAGGCAUCCAGGAGAUCGUGGCCAUGUCCCCCGAGCUGGACACCUACUCCAUCACCAAGAAGGUCAAGGAGGUCUUGACAGACAACAACUUAGGCCAGCGGCUGUUUGGGGAGAGCAUCCUGGGCCUGACGCAGGGCUCGGUGUCCGAUCUCCUCUCCAGGCCCAAGCCGUGGCACAAGCUGAGCCUGAAGGGGAGGGAGCCCUUCGUCCGGAUGCAGCUCUGGCUCAACGACCCCCACAACGUGGAGAAGCUGCGCGACAUGAAGAAGCUGGAGAAGAAGGCCUACCUGAAGCGUCGCUACGGGCUGAUGAGCACCGGUUCGGACAGCGAGUCCCCCAGCGCCCGCUCCGAGUGCGCCAGCCCCAGCGCGCCGCCGCAGGACCUCAGCCUGCUCCAGAUCAAGAAGCCGCGGGUGGUGCUGGCGCCAGAGGAGAAGGAAGCCCUAAAGAAAGCCUACCAGCUGGAGCCAUACCCCUCCCAGCAGACCAUCGAGCUGCUCUCCUUCCAGCUCAACCUCAAGACCAACACCGUCAUCAACUGGUUCCACAACUACAGGUCACGGAUGCGCCGAGAGAUGCUGGUGGAGGGUGCGCAGGACAAUGACACUGACCCGGAGCAGAGUGGCGGGACAGCCAUCCCCGGGCGCCGGGCCCCCCACAGCCCCGAUUCGGACACCGAGGAUCACAAACCCGUGUUUGUGGGGGGCGAGCCCCCCUGUGCCGCCGUGCCCGUGAAGGUGAAGGAGGAGCAGGGGGAUCCGGGCGGCUGGAGCCGCCGGCGGGACUCACGCAGCCCGGCCGGAGCGGCCGAAGGGACCGGACCUCCCCAGGAGGAGCAGGGGGCAGCCCCCCACGCCGCCGCCCCCGCCGCCGGCAUCCUCCCGCGGCGGGGAGGCCGAGCCGGUGCCACCGCCGGGGGACCCCCACCGCCGCCACCGCCACAUCCCGACAGCUCCCAGUCCUCCGCGGGGUCAUCCCGUUGCAGCUUGGUGGUCUCCCCGACAUCGCCCUCGGCAGCUUCCUCGCCCGGCCUCACCGGCUCAGCCUCACCAGGACCAUCCUCCGCCGGGCCGGUCUCGCCGGCGCUUCCGCCGGCUCCUGGCCCCCGGCUCAGCACCAGCGUCCAGCGGCGCCACGAGAAGAUGGCCAACCUCAACAACAUCAUCCACCGCCUGGAGCGGGCUGCCAACCGCGAGGAGGCCCUCGAGUGGGAGUUCUGAGCCCCCCAACCACCCUAAAUAUAUAUAUACAUCCCCACACAUAUAUAUAUAUUUUGAUAAAUGCAGUGUGCACCGAGAGGUGAUGAGUGGCCGGUGCCACAGAAGAGGAGCGCCCGUGGAAAAGAGGGAACCGCCCUCACCCCUCUGGCUUUGUUUUAAAUGUGAAAAACUGGGUACAAUUUUAGAAAAGAAAAACAAACAAAAAAAAAUAUUUAUAGACCUCUUUUAGAUAUUUUAAUAAAAGGAUACUUUGGAAUUUAUUAACAGCUUAAGCUGCUUUGAUAUUAAAGAUAGCUAUAAAAUCAAGAUGAUGUAGCAGUCGUGUCAUUAAAUGUACACUGAAGUCUUGUAGUUUGCCACUGGAUGAGAUUAAAAACAAAUAAACAAAAAAAAACCCAACCAAACAAAAAAAAAACCCACAGAAAAGACUUUUUUGAGCAAAGCCAUCAAGAAGCACUAUGAGACUGACCAAAUUUAAGAAACUUUUGCAGUUUCCACCCCUGUCUGUAAGACACUGCAUCGCUUCUGCCCCAGCCAGAGACUGCGUCCUAGUCCCUGAAGACUCUAAAGCCCCUGACACCAUCGAGUAUGUAUUUAGUUCUGGUGUUUUAUGUUUUUGGAAGCCUUUGUAACACAGAAUGUCCCGUGCGGUUGUAUAUGUUGUAGAAAUGUCUGCAAUAGCCUUCUGGAACAAGAUGUAGCAUGGUCCCAACGCCGUCCCUCGCGCUUCCUCCAGCCGGCGGCUCGUGCCAGCUCCCAAAGGAAGAGACAAAAGGAGGCAAAAGCAAAGAAAGCAACCUGAGCUUGGGAUUUUGGGAGUGGGAUGGGAAAAUGUACCUGGGUGUGGUGCUUGAGGAUGGUGCCAGCUCGCUGGGGAUGGACAUCCGAGGCAUCCCGGUUCCCCGUCCAUUCAGGAGAGAAAAAGAUGAAGCCUCUGAGCUUUGGCCCUGGGGCAGCAGUGCUUGAGGUGAGUGCCCAAAAAUCGUGAGCCACACACUCACAGGCUGAGCCCUGCUUGGGGCUUCUCCAGCAUCACAGCCAGCUCUUGGGGCUGAAGCACUUUUUUAGGGAGAGCGCCUGGGCGGGAGGAGAAUCCCACUUCCCCAGGUGGUGGAUGUCAGUGAUGGCAGGAUGAGCUUUGGGAUGUCACAUCACCCUCAACUGGGCACCACUGAGCCUUGGCUUCCCAGGGCUGACCCUGUGCAGACACAGGAGCUUGGUGGUGGCCCCAUCCCGGUGUGCUCCUUGUCACCUCCCUGACCCCACCACCUCCAGCCGGCCUCUGCUAACGAAAUGCCUUUAAACCCUGUGGAGUGUCCCACGCUGGGCUGCUCUGCCCUGUCCCCUGCCCACACGGCAUCAGCCAUCGCCCACCAAGGCCCUGCCAGGCUCCCAGGCGAUGCAAUGACUGAUUUUCCACUGUAGACGUUUUUAUCAGAAUAGAAGGUAUUUUUAUACUCGGGUGGUAGUGGGUGAGCAAUGGGUGAGGGCACGGCUCUCCCUGGCUGCCUCCCCUGCCCUGACGAGCCCCAGGGCUGCUCUGCCACCGUGCUGUGGAAGGAGGAGGUGUGACCACUGACUGCCUUCUCCGUUGCGUGCUAGAGGGAGCUUUAGUGGAACGGGAUUUGAGGAAGCACUUAGGAUAAUCCUGAGCGCGGCAAUCCUGUUGUGUGAAAGCCAGCGGGACACACCGGUCACGUUUUUGUUAGGCUCAUGUUCUGUACUUCAAAAGUUUCUAUGAGAUCGAUGAACUUUGUUUAACAAUUUUGAAAGGAACAAGUUCUGUAAAGAGCCACUAAAUACAGAAGUUGGAUACGA
This is a messenger RNA of Parus major (Great Tit), 6708 nucleotides long. RefSeq names its product cut like homeobox 2 (gene CUX2). Gene Ontology annotation, molecular function: DNA-binding transcription factor activity, RNA polymerase II-specific; DNA binding. Gene Ontology annotation, biological process: regulation of DNA-templated transcription. The transcript has 18 exons. Bases 481 to 4890 code for a protein of 1469 amino acids. Lineage: Eukaryota; Metazoa; Chordata; Aves; Passeriformes; Paridae. The record is from RefSeq and is a predicted model, not a curated record.